GCAAAAGGGGCGCCUGCUGGUGAUUUCGGUGAAAAACCGUUCGUUUCCGGAAUGACUUACUUUCCUCCACCUAAUUUCUGGCAGUUCUAACGCUUUCUCGAACGGAAGGACCAGACACGAGAGCGUUGCCUGCCUUGUCGACAGGGACCAGGCCAGCUGGCAAGCGAUCGGAACUGCGGGUCAUCACUCGACGAACUCCAGCUAGCGACGGGAAUCGUACGUCGGGGAGCGUCACGACGUGGGGCGAAUGAACCAGAAACUCGAGAACAACUCGUCCACUGCAACUCUCGAGUUCCACAUGCUGUCAUUCGCGAAAACGCCUCCAGCUGUCGGACAAACAGGGGUCGCUCCUCUCCCCUGAAUGCCCUUUGUUGACUAGGAUCCUGUAUGUUCCAAACACGCCCAAAGUCAUUCCGUUUCGAGUGGCGGUUUUCCAGGAAAGGUAGACGAACCGAAUCCUAGCACUAGACUGCUUUCCGCUGUCGGACACAGAGUCCUCGGAGUCAGAAUCCAAUGGAGGCCCGAACGAGCGGCAAAGCUCUUCCUCCAGGAGUCGAUGCGACUACUAUCUCGUCUCCAGCGCAAGGACGAUGCAACGUCGUGCCCGGGGCGAGCCAGCGUACACACCUUGCGUCGCAGGCGACUUCAGCGUUUGUCCAGGCUGCCAUCUCCGUAGACCAGCAGCGCGGCUCAAAACAGAUGGUUGCCCAGUGCCUCACUCAGUCUACCCAUGUCCGGGAAAUGGCUUCACAUCUUGGCGGCCGUCCCACCCACUUUAACCAAGUGGUUGACCAGCAGUAUACCUCCACGUGCACGACGACAGGCUGUACAAGCGGGACUUACCUUCACCCACCGUCGAGCACGGCGCUCCGUGGUCUCACCGACAGCACAGAGAAACCCCUUCCAGGAACUCCGCAACUGUACUCUCCGAGUCACCCGGGGAAAGCAGUUCAGCAACUCGAAAGAUUGAUGCGCCCAUGCGCAACUGCACAUAGCCUGCCAGUCCCUCCUACAGGUGCGCCAGUAACCGUGAGUGGAUCAGCCCUUCCCAGCACCACAGUGCCCGCGGGUGGCGUUCCAGGAACUCAACAGGGGGAGGAAGGUGUGCCGUCGGAGGUCGCUGACUCGUUCUUUCCGGGAUCUGACCUCCAAAGUCGAGCAAUGUUGAAGGCGAAGCCCGGCGUGCCUGCUGAGACCGUUGCUCGGCCUUCUGCCGAUAUUGCGUCCGGGCCUGUGCAGUCUCCCGCGCCGGCGCCCGCCUUACCGACGCCACCGGAAAACACUCUGAUCAUUUUGGACUACGACGACACGCUGCUCCCCACCAACUGGGCCGCUGUUCAGAACCGCGUCGGCCUGAACGACCCCGUGCCUCCGGAGAUGCUUCCGUCCCUGGCCGAACUCAGUGAGUUGUGCAUCCAGACCAUCAACAUAUGUUUAGCCAGGGGGAUGGUGGUGAUUGUCACGAACGCGACUGUGGAAUGGGUCAACAGAUCUGGAGAGAAGUUCAUCCCGCAGGUCUUGCGGCACAUUCAGACGCAGGGGAUCGAGAUUAUUUCCGCCCGUGACCGCCUCCAGCACACGGGCAUGCCCCAGCGACAGUGGAAAAUCCAAGUGUUUGAAGAAAUGAUCAACGACGUUUUCGGAGACCGCAUGCGAGACGGCACGGAGUGCACGGUCAUUUCAAUCGGCGACGGGGAAGGCGAGCGAGAAGCGUGUCUGGAGAUGUGCCGGAACCUGGGAGUCAAUGAGUGGCUCUUCAAGUCGCUGAAGCUUCUCGCCCAGCCCACGUGCAACCAGCUGAUUUCCGAGCAUCUGCUCGUCCAGCAGGCCUUCCCGGAAAUCCUCAAAGUUCCGCAAUCCCUGGACAUGGCUAUUCUCGACUACAAAAACUGUGGCGGCGCCGACUCGGCGCAUCAAACCUCAGUGAACCCCCCGGCAGGUCACGCGCAGCCUGCUUCUACACCUACUGUACCCUCCACGUCUCCUAGCUUCUCUCGUAGUUCACCAACUCCAGGCAAUCUGCAGAGAAAGCCUUCAAUGUACAAUGGAUCUAGUCUCACAGAUAGAGGCACCGUUGUCAGCAGCAUGAAUGGACACGGAGGCACGCAGAAGCCUCGCGGUGCAGCGGCGCGGAAUGGUGUAUCUGCCACGGCGCUCUACCCAAAGUCUGCGAUGGCAGGAGGAAAAUCGGAAGCCGCGAACACUGAUGCCUUUGUCGACCUGAUCAGUGACCAGCUCAAGUCCCAGCACGAGCCAGGCUCGGGCCUGGCGGGGUCUAUGCCCAUACGAAGGAACUCUUCGUUUGCAACCACCGGGUACAAAAAAGCAAAUGUUCUUCGCCGGUAA
This is a messenger RNA of Toxoplasma gondii ME49, 2346 nucleotides long. RefSeq lists its product as hypothetical. The record is from RefSeq and is a predicted model, not a curated record. The transcript has 3 exons. Lineage: Eukaryota; Apicomplexa; Conoidasida; Eucoccidiorida; Sarcocystidae. The coding region runs from base 514 to 2346 and encodes 610 amino acids.